AUGCUUGUCACUAACCGAGACCACGUGCAGGUGAUUCAAGUCGAUCAACGUGUUCCAAUUGUCGAAAGUCUGGAGUCGAAUGUACCCGUGGAUAUAGUUGUCCAGCCAGAGAGAGGAACUGGGGCUGCCAAAAGCGAGUACAGCUUCUCGGAACAGCAAACUUGGGUACGAACAACGAACCGCUCUUUCAGCUUUGUUGACGAGACCGAAGAUGUGGUCAACAUCCAUGCUGUUGUCACCGGGGAGCCCGGGGCCGACGACGGCAGCACGAACACCUACUUAGGGACUCCACAUAGACAUGAAAGUCCACAGGACUACCUUGCUUUACUAUCUGCUGCUUCUUCUCCAGUUCCAGAUUUGCUGUCUCACUCUCGAAGCUCAGGAAUAAAAUCGCACGCCUCACAUGAUGCCCUCUACGGCCGGGAUGGCAUCAGGAAGCAACGAAGACACUUGCGACCCAGUCCAAACGCGAGCUCUGCAACACAAGAUGCCAGACAAAAUCCAGCCAAAGAGUUCCAUCAUCACGACGACACGUCUGCAUCGAGCGGUCAUACUGGAGCCUCGAUACAAUGGGAUCUACUUCACCUUGGAGAAGAUUUGACACUCGAUUUUCCAAACAUCCAACACAUCUUUGAAGCGAUAGAUCCCCAACUAGAAGACAAAUCCACCGGCAACGACAGAACCUACGUCGAAACACCACUAUGGCCCCUUCAAGACCGUCAGGAAGCCUUCCUCUACAGAUACUUCGUCGACAACCUCGCACCUCUCUUCGACAUGUGCGACAACGAUAGACACUUUGCCAAGGUGGUGCCGAAGAGAGCAGUCUACUGCCCGACACUACUGAACGCGAUGUUUUCAGCUUCCGCAAAACGUCUUAGUCGAACAAUUGGCGUUGAUGGAGUCAUUGCCGACCGAUACCAUCAAAUAUGCCUUCGCUCGUUGAUCCCGGCGCUCUCGUCCUCUACGGCCGUCGUCGACGACAACCUUCUGGCUGCUGUUGUAAUCCUGCGCUUCACGGAAGAAGUCGAUAUCGGUUCCAUGACCCUCGAGUCCCAUCUGAUGGGUACUAGAAUCCUGCUGGCCGCCCAAGAAAACGCCGCCGAUUUUAGCGGUCUGCGACUUUCUGCAUUCUGGCUCGCCCUGAGGCAAGAGAUAUAUAUGGCCUUCGUUCACACACGCCCAGUCUAUCACAGCUUCUUCCCCAGCAUCAAACGAAUACAGGAACGCGGUAACAGCGACGAGAAUGCCGUGGAUUGCCAUUAUGCCAACAAAGCCGUAAGCAUUUGUGCAAUGUGUCUAAGCUACUGUUACGGCCAGGAAGACAACCAUGUAAGGAGUUACGCGCAAUUGAAAGAGGACCUUGAUGUAUGGUGGAAAGAGAAGCCAUGGUACUUCGACGCCAUGUGGGCAAAUCCAGAACCUGGUUUUCUGCUGGAAGAACAGUACAUCACCGAUGCCGCUGUCGCUGGGUUGCAGCACUAUCACCUGGCGCGGAUGCUCUUGAUCGCCCACAACCCUAAGGUUGCGAGGCUUGGGACGGCUUUCCGGGCAAUGGAGGAAGAACUCAAACAGACCGUUCGUGUGAUAUGUGGCCUUGCAGUGGCGAACGAGAGAACACCUCCAGCAUACGUGAACGCAUGCAUAGCAAUCACCAUGGCGGGCGAUCGUUUUACAGAUCGGAAAGAACAAGAGGAGUUGUACAAGAUCCUUGUCAAGACUGACAGGCGGUUGGGGUGGCCGACUCAUGCAGCACAGUCUCAGAUCAGAGAGGCUUGGGGCUGGGAAGACUCCCCAUCACCCCCUGCGAUGCCUAUUGCGGCCAUGUUGAACGCCCGCGCACGAGCUGGGACGGCGGAUUGA
Molecule: messenger RNA, 1860 nt
Organism: Colletotrichum costaricense
Lineage: Eukaryota; Fungi; Ascomycota; Sordariomycetes; Glomerellales; Glomerellaceae
Exons: 5
Coding region: 1-1860 (619 amino acids)
Biological process (GO): positive regulation of transcription by RNA polymerase II
Cellular component (GO): nucleus
Molecular function (GO): DNA-binding transcription factor activity; transcription cis-regulatory region binding
Source: RefSeq, a predicted model, not a curated record